Molecule: messenger RNA, 1650 nt
Organism: Pezoporus flaviventris
Lineage: Eukaryota; Metazoa; Chordata; Aves; Psittaciformes; Psittacidae
Product: zinc finger protein GLI4-like
Exons: 6
Coding region: 1-1365 (454 amino acids)
Biological process (GO): regulation of transcription by RNA polymerase II
Molecular function (GO): DNA-binding transcription factor activity, RNA polymerase II-specific; RNA polymerase II cis-regulatory region sequence-specific DNA binding
Source: RefSeq, a predicted model, not a curated record
AUGGCCCCGCGCAAUAAACUCGCCGUUGGCCGAGGCGAGGAGAAACGAAGUCGGGGCGGGGAUUUAGGGCCGCUGUGUGGCGUCCCGGCCGCCUCCACCAAUCCGCAACGCGGGCGCGUGUCGCGGACUGCUCCUGAUAGGCUGCGCAGUCCCUACCUGACAGCAAUCUCUUCCUCCUUAUCAAUAUCUGAUAGACAGAUGUGGACAGUGCUUCCCUCGGAGGCCCGCGGGGGGAGCCCCACCGUAGGACGGCACCAUCGCCACCGGAAGCCCAGCGCCGCCAUCUCCCUCCGGCCGUGGAGGCGAAAGCACCGCCCGUCGCUGGUCGCUGCCGUCACGGGGCAGCACCCCCCUGGUGCGCCGGCCCAGGCGUUGAGGGCGGGCCUGGCCGGGCCGCAGGGAGCGGGGCCUGACCCGGUAGGGCUUGGCCCGGAAGCCCGCCCCCCGCGGCCGCGUGAGCCUCCCUGGCAGGGGCGUGCUGCGGGGCCCGGUGCUUUCCGCUGCACGCCCCUUGGAGCCGGGGUCCCUGCUCGUCGCGGAGCCGCUAGCUCCCGAGCCGCGCCGCUGGUAGCGGUCGGUGAAAGCCCAGCUGGCCUGACCCUCUUCGUUUCUUUCCCCGGAGCGGCGCCGGAGAUGCUCAUCCACAUGGAUCAGAAGGAGGAACUGCGGUUGUCCCGCUCCUGCGAAGGGAAGAGUGCUCUGAGCGGCACCUCAGCUGAAGAUGAGAUUGUGAGCACGGAUGAAGACAGUGCCCAUCAGGGCAUCCCCAGGACAGGGGAGCCCAAGGGUUUCUGCUCAGGACUCUCCGAGGAGAACAGUUCCCAGGGUGCUACACAGGACCCUGUUCUCCCACGCAGGUCAGAAAGGAUUCAGAGAUCCAAGGGCUUUCAGGGGAGCUCCAACCUCAUCCAGCAUCAGAGAAUCCACACUGGAGAAAAACCCUUCACCUGCAACAAAUGUGGGAAGAGUUUCCAGAACCGGUCACAUCUUAUUCAGCACCACAGGAUCCACACAGGGGAGCGGCCCUACAAGAGCUCUGAGUGCGGGAAGAGGUUCAGUGUGAGCUCAAAGCUGAUCCAGCACCAGGUAACCCACACCGGGGAGAAACCCUACGGGUGUACGGAGUGUGGGAAGAGCUUCGGCCACAGCUCCGCUCUCAUGAAACACCUGCUGAUUCACACUGGGGAGAGGCCCUACACCUGUGCGUACUGCGGGGACAGUUUUCGGCAGAGUGCCCACCUCAUCCAGCAUCAGCGCAUCCACACCGGGGAGCGUCCCUACGUCUGUACUGAGUGUGGGAAGGGCUUCAGAGUGAGCUCAGCGCUUUUCCGGCACCAGCAGACCCACAGGGGUGGGGAGCCCUAGGUGGAGUGAGUGUGGGGAGCAGUGAGGUCUGAUACCCUGUGAGCAAAGCCCGCUAUCUCCCCCUCCCAUUGACCACUGUGCUUGUGGAGGGUGAAAGCAGUUUCUUCCUAGGAGAAUGAGCCCUCAGAGAUGAAGAAGGGGAGAGGCGGUGGAGGGAGCUGAUUGGAGGUUUGGGGCAGGUGUCACGAGAAAGGUGCCCGACUCUUUUCAGUGGUGGGCAGCCCCAGGAUGAGGAGCAGUGGCCAUGAACUGAAACACAAGAGCUUUCACCUGGACAUGAGGAAG